Pedinophyceae sp. YPF-701 is the source of this 3300-nucleotide messenger RNA. NCBI's taxonomy places the organism in Eukaryota, Viridiplantae, Chlorophyta, Pedinophyceae. The record is from the annotation of a GenBank genome assembly.
AUGCAGAAGAGCGAGGAUGACGUCGCAAUGGCGCAGCUCAUGGGGCGGGCGCGCUCGGGGCGCAUCCGCAUCGCCACGCUGCAGCACGCGCGGGCGUUUGCGCUGAGCCAGACGGUCUACAGCAGCGAGACGCGCACGGGGGACAACCGCAAGGUCUACGCGGUCCCGCAAGUGCCGCCGGUCGAGGAGGCGAUGCGGGAGCUCAACCAGACCAUCCAGGAUGCUACUGGCAGCAGGCCUAUGACGCGGUGGGGGCGGGUGUCGCCCAUCGUUGCGGGGCGCGUGCGCGGCGGGAAGCUCCCGCGCGUCGCAGGUGGUGCCGCGCUCCUGAAGCGGCAGGCCUCCAGGGCCACCACGUUCGAGAACGCCGUCACGAGCAGGCGCGAGGACCUGGAGGAGUUUUCCGAGGCCGUCGAGCAUCGCGCGAAGAGCGCGCUCGAGAAACGCCGCAAAGCCAUGGACGCACGCGGCGUCUUCGACCCCGCCGUCAACCGCAUCCGCAUGCGCAGCCAGCUCCGCGUCGCGCACCGCCGCAAGCUCAUGGUCGUACCGAACAAGGGCGGCGGCUCGCCCGCGCGCACCCGCUCGCUGCAGACCGCCACGAGCGGGCUCUUUCCGACUGCGGACUCGCCCCGGAAGUCCCCGAUGAAACGCGCCGUCUCGCUCGCGCCGUUCCGCCGCAGCAAGUCGAUUGCCGCGCACGCGCUCGAGCGGCUGUACCCGAUGAGCAUCGCGAAGAUCCGGCCGGCGGAUACGCUGCUCGGGAGGCUGCAGGGUAUCAUGGGGCUCCUGUGCGAGGCCGACGGGGAGACGCCGCCGCCGGGGAUGGCGCUCGCGGACGUCAACGGGCCCUCCCGGAAGCCCCAGCAAACUGGGUUUGAUGUGGAGGCUCGGAUUCUGGAGGCGCUCGAGGGCACGCAGGCCCGCGAGAAGGCCCGGAAGGCGCGCCAGGAGUUCCAGCGCCUCCUCGGCGAGCGCCUCGACGGCAGCCUCAACGCCAACCUCGACCGCCUAGCGCGCGGGCACUUGGAAGUGAUCGGCGCCCUGCGGGAGCGCCUGGACGCGAUCCGCGACGUCAAGGCGCAGAUCGCGGAGGCGAAGAAGCGCUCGUCGCUGCUCGGCGGCGGCGACGGCGCGGCUGCGCCGGACGCGUCCGGGCACAGCGCGCCGGCGCCGGCGCCAGCGUCACCGCUGCCGUUCGGCGAGGGCGGCUCGGUGGCGUCGCCCCUGGACGGCGUGCGGCGGCAGCGGCGCACGAGCGUGGCGAUCGCGACGCACCCGGGCCAGGCGUGGGCGGCGCAGGAGGACACGGGGUACCUAGGGUUGGCCAAGAUCAUGGCGGAGCUGGUGCACGCGGAGCAGGAGGGUUGGGGGGCGUACGUGGACCGCGCGACGACGCCGGGCGAGGACGGGCGGCUGAUGCCGACGGUGACGCUGGAGGCGGCGGAGCUGGCGGCGCAGGAGAUCGACGAGAUGCGGAAACGCAACGCGAUGAUUGGGAUCGACACGAAGGCGCUGCUCGAGGUGCUGGGGCGGAGCGUGGAGGAGAGCCGGUCGCAGAUCCGGAAGUUCGGGGUGCCGGAGGACCAGCUGCACGCGCGCGGCACGCGCGCCGCAGCUGCGCGGCGGAAGAAGCGGGCGAAGCGCCUUGCGGCCGUGACGGGCGCGAUGGCGGCCAAGCGCGCAGAGGUGCCGGCGAGGGGGCGGACGAGCGAGUGGGACAGCGUGUCGGACGCCAGCGGCGGGGGCUCCCGCGCGGGCGAUGCGCACGCGUCGGACGACGCCAGCGAGUGGUCGAGCUUCGACGAGGAGGACUUUUUGUCCACACCCCCCGAAACACCUCCCCAGCGCGGGGCGUCCGUGACGCCCCCGGGCACCGGGCACGCGCAGCGCGCGUCCGCGCGCCACGCCCGCGCAAAACAACCCUCGCAACACAUGAAGGGCCGCAGCCACCGCCACCAGCACCUGGGCGAUUCCUCGCAGCCCGCAACGAUCGACGUGCACGACGGCGGCAUCGGGCCGGGCCCGAAACCCCGCGGGCCGUCGCCGCCGCGCCGCGAGCAGCGCCCGUCGCACUCCGGAAUCGUCCUGCAGGAGGCGCUGCAACUCCAAAAGUCGCUGCGGCUGAACUACUUCGCUGACUUGACGACGCGCGCGUCGACGCUCGACGCGACGGACGUGCAGGCCGCGGCGGAGGCCGCGGCGUCCGGCCGGGCGUCGACGGAGGCGUCUGUGGAGGAGGAGGCCGAGGUAGAACUCAAUAGGUUUUUGCGUUCUGCGACCUUCAGUCUGUCGGCGCGGCAGCAGUCGGUGGUGCUGCGGCGCGUGCCGACGAGCGCGUCGCGUGCGUCGAACUUCGACUGGUCGGAUUCCGGCGACGACGACGACGGGAGCGGGGAGCUCGUGCACGCCAAGAGCUUGGGGGUCGCGAAUGACCGGCGGACGGGGGAGUUCGCGCGCACGCGCACGAGCAAGACCGAGGUGGGCAGCGGCAGGCGGCAGGCAACGGUGUCGUUCGAGCCGCCGGGCGCGUCCGGGCGCGGCUCGACGGGGAAGAGCCGCGCCUCCGGGGGAGUGCGGUUCCUGUCGGACGGGGACGGCCCGGCGGAGGCCGAGCCCGCCGAGGCCGCGCGCGGGCUGUCCGCGGUGUCGGAGAAGGACGAGGCGUCGGUGGCGCCGACGGCGGCGGACACCCCCGGGGACUCUCUGGCGGUCAGUCCGGAGCCCUCGCGGGCGGGCGGAGACACCCCCCUGGCGCCGCACAUGCCCGAGAAGGGCCUGCGUGCGCAGCAGGAGCUGCUGUACGCGCGGCUGGAGCGCAUUUGGCGGCUGCUGGGCAUGCCGACGUGGCAGCAGCAGGACAUGGCGCGGAGGUACGCGCUGGAGGGGGCGGCGACGGGGCAGGCGCUGCGGCUGGCGGAGGCCGUGGAGGUGUGGGAGACGGGCGUGUCGGCGACGCUGGAGCGGGAGCGGGCCGUGCGGGACCUGCAGGCGAUGUCGCCGGGCCUCCUGCAGACAGCGCAGGCGGGUGCGUCGAUCUCGGAGGCAGAUGCGCGCCAAGUCGAGGGGGUCUGCGGGCGCCUCCUGUACGCGCAGCGCAUCGCGGCGGACAUCCGCGACAUCCUGGACGCCGAGUUCGGCGACACGCUGACGUACCACGGGCAGCGGUACCCGCCCGACCCCGCUGACAUCACCACCGCGCACGUGACGGAGGUGGUCGCGCUGGCGUGGCGCCUCGCCGGGGUCGAGGUGGACGUGGACGACACGGGGGCGUCGAGCUCCGUAGCGCCUUCCGAGUAG